Messenger RNA from Phlebotomus argentipes, 1092 nucleotides. RefSeq lists its product as uncharacterized. The record is from RefSeq and is a predicted model, not a curated record. The transcript has 2 exons. Lineage: Eukaryota; Metazoa; Arthropoda; Insecta; Diptera; Psychodidae. The coding region runs from base 58 to 975 and encodes 305 amino acids.
AGAAAACCAGAGAAAUGGGAGCCAAAGUGGAGGAAUUAAGGUAAGAAGACUCAGAAAAUGGAAAGAUUCGCUUACUUGUUUCUCUCUCUCUCACACUCCAGAGCAGAGUUGGAGUUCAUCACAGAGUCUGUGCUUGAGGAGGAGCGCCGGUGGGACACACUGAUGAAGCUGCAGAACUACUAUUAUCUUCUCAUGGAGCCGGAAUGGCGCAAGGCCAAUGAUUGGAUUCAUCGUUCCGCGUCUGGAGAGCUUCACGAGGCUGUGAACAUUGUGGAGAAUUGCUCGAAAAUCAACGUGAGGGACAAAACAUCGCCUGAGAACAUCCGGAAGUUCUUCGAGAGGGAGAUUUUUCCCAACAUCGAUCGGAUGAAGGGAAUCACUCCGGAUCCCGAGCUGCUGAGGAAUGGAUUGGCCACGCUCAAGCAGAAAGUCUUCACAUCUCUAAAUCAGUACAACAAGACGCUUUGGAUCUAUGAGAUUUUCUUGCAUCAGGCGGAGAGAUUAAAUGUGGCCUUUGAGCGCUCUGAGCAGAAUCAGAAGAAGAUGAUGAAGUUCCAGAGUGUCCAGGAGCUCUUUCUCGAGGAGCGAGCCUACUUGCUGAGCUAUGAGGUGAAGCAAGUGAUGGGCAAGCCUCUGGAGAGGAGCAUCAAGAGCCCAACAGCUUCCCGAAUCAAGAUCAAGGCUAUUUGUAAUCAAUUGUACGACUACAUUGUGCCCAGAGAACGUCGGUGCCGCCAAAUUGACGAUCAGAUGGCGUCCAGUGAGAAAUUUGCGAGACUCCAUGACUUCGUGAUGGAACUUCUGCAUCAGCUGGACAGAAUUCCCGUUCCAAUUCUUCAUCGCACAGAGAAGGAGAUUCGCCAGGAGCAGAUGUGUCUCCUGAGGGAGGCACAGAAGGCCGUGGUGAAGCAGAAUCGCUUUCAAUUGCUUCAGAAGCAGAUCCGGGGACACUUCAAGAGUUCUUCCGGGAAGUAAAAAGUCCUUCCGUUGGGCUUCUUAGUAUUAAAAUAGUAUAGAAAAUUUACAUCAAAUCUACAACUGAAUUACUUCAGUUUCACUGCCUGACCGCAUUGCUGACCUCACGGAAGACGA